Messenger RNA from Gambusia affinis (western mosquitofish), 2521 nucleotides. RefSeq names its product ubiquitin specific peptidase 30 (gene usp30). Gene Ontology annotation, molecular function: cysteine-type deubiquitinase activity; cysteine-type endopeptidase activity. Gene Ontology annotation, biological process: protein deubiquitination. NCBI's taxonomy places the organism in Eukaryota, Metazoa, Chordata, Actinopteri, Cyprinodontiformes, Poeciliidae. The record is from RefSeq and is a predicted model, not a curated record. The transcript has 13 exons. Gene Ontology annotation, cellular component: nucleus; cytosol. The coding region runs from base 258 to 1688 and encodes 476 amino acids.
GUAAACAACAAGUUAGUGAUCAGGGUCAGGUCUCAGCGGGGCAGCUGUGCGUGUAGGUUAGCAGGCCGUCUGGGCCGUCUAUGGCCAAGAGAACAAACACGCAGUCUGAGUUAUGCCCCUAAACCUCACACCCGAGUGUGGUUAGUGACACUUUAUCGCAUUUACUUGUGUUUUUGGGACAGCAUCUGAAUGUUUUGCAUUUGUGAAGUUACCAUAGUGUUCGGAGUGGAGCCUGGCCUCGGUGUUGUUGGAACAAGAUGAUAAAAAACUGGGGUCUCGUCGGAGGGAUCGCGGCUGCUAUUGCAGCUGGAUUAUACGUCCUGUGGGGCCCGAUCACUGAGAGGAAGAAGAGGAAGAGAGGAAUGGUCCCAGGUCUGCUGAACUUGGGCAACACCUGCUUCUUGAACUCCUUGCUUCAGGGUUUGGCAGCAUGUCCGUCUUUCGUCAAUUGGCUGGAGAGGUUUUCAGGCCUGCCCUCGAUCCAGUCAUGCAAAGACAACCAGCUGUCCUCCACGCUGCUGCAGCUACUCAAAGCUCUGUCCAGUGAGGAGCCUGGAGACGAGGAGGUUUUAGAUGCUGGAUGCCUCCUGGAUGUUCUCAGACUGUAUCGCUGGCACAUCAGCUCAUUUGAAGAGCAGGAUGCACACGAACUUUUUCACGUCCUCACGUCUUCUCUAGAGGAGGAGCGAAAUCGACAACCUAAAGUCACACAUUUGUUUGACAUGCAGUCCCUGGAGUCUCUUCCUGACGAAGAGGACAAAACUGUGGCCUGCAUUAGUCGAGCUCCUCUUCAUCCGAUACCUGGUCUCUGGAAGUUCCAGCAUCCUUUUCAUGGUCGUCUAACGAGCAAUAUGUCGUGCAAGCACUGUGAAAUUCAAAGUCCAGUACGGUACGACUCAUUUGAGAGCCUCUCCUUGUCCAUCCCUCUUCCUCAGUGGGGUCGGCCUCUCUCUCUAGAUCAGUGUCUGCAGCAUUUCAUUUCGUCAGAGACAAUCAAAGAGGUGGAGUGUGAAAACUGCACAAAGCUUCAACAAAGCUCGACAAGAAAUGGGCAAGUUUUUGAAAGCCAGAGGACAACGUUUGUUAAACAGCUUAAACUUGGAAAGCUCCCUCAGUGCCUCUGCAUCCACCUACAAAGACUGACGUGGUCCAGCGAAGGAACGCCCAUCAAGCGACAGGAGCACGUCCAGUUCACGGAGUAUCUAUCGAUGGAUCGCUACAAACACAACAACUCCACGCAGAGGAGUCAGCGGUUCACAUCGACUCCUAUAGCCAUAAAAACAGAAAGUUUGGAGGAUUCCACAGAAAGGCUAAAAGCUAAUGGGACAGGUGCAGAACAUCAUAACAAUAACAGGCCUUUCUCUAAUGGAACCUGUUCUUCUGUGUUUCUUCUCUCUCCUGGUUUGAACCCACAGCUCGGUCUCACGUAUGACUUCAGCUCCGCAGAGUAUUUAUUCCAGCUAACAGCGGUGUUGGUUCACCACGGUGACAUGCACUCAGGACAUUUUGUCACCUACCGCCGCAGCCCUCCCUCGCCCUGCGGCGCCUCACCCUUCAGCUGUCAGUGGCUCUGGGUGUCUGACGACUCUGUGCGGAAAGCCAGCCUGCAGGAGGUGCUGUCUUCCAACGCGUACAUGCUCUUCUAUGAGAGAGCGCGACGGCCGACGAUCGAUCGAGUAGUUGCCUGAUCGACCUCUCGCCGUGGUUACCGCCAGGUGCAGCUUUGCACCGAGUGUGUCGCGUCGUAAUGGAAACCGAAACGGAGGCUGGUAAUCCCAAAGAUAAUGGACCUGCAGGAUUUCUCUCAAAUAUCAUUGUCAUAUAAGCUACUUGUCUUUAACACUUUGAACAGUUUCCUGUAACAGACAACAGGAAUACUUGACAGUGCCCUGUGAUUACACUGUAAAUGAGGAGUUUUUAAGAAUACUUUUGACUUUGUAAUCAUGCAGUGGUGUAAAUAUAAAUGAAAUAUGCUAUUAGAUAUUCCUGCUAAUUUGUCAAAAUUACUUUACAUUACAGGCACUUAAAAAAGUGAAAUAAAUCUGUUACACAUUAAAAACUGUCAGUGAAAUGGUCCCAGCUGCAGCCUUGUUUAAUUUACAUUCCCAUCAUUCCCAACAGCAGCUGUAACACUGAUCAUUUCAGCUACUACUCUGCCAUUUUAAAUCUUGUUUAUGCCGUAAUUUAUAUACCUGCACAGUGGAAGAUAAAGUGCCAUGUUGUUUUUAAUGUUCAACAUUUCUAUCAUAUGAAACCACUUGUGCAGCAGCUAUUAGGGCUGUCCUAUCUGACCUAAAACUACGAUGCAUCCAAGCCGCUGUUCAUGGUGUCCUGGUUCUACUGGUUUCUAGUCUUGAUUAUGUGCAAAUGCUUCUGGGUAAUUUAUCCUGAAUUAUUUUUAAAUCCUCAGCAGUAAAUAACUUUGGUUUCCUACCAAACCGAGAAAGUCUAAAUGCAGCAGUGUCUGUCCGGAUGUUUGCACUGAUGUAUUUCCAUGUCUUUGUAAGUGACUGUUUUCAAA